Penicillium roqueforti is the source of this 2280-nucleotide messenger RNA. RefSeq lists its product as uncharacterized. Gene Ontology annotation, molecular function: oligopeptide transmembrane transporter activity. Lineage: Eukaryota; Fungi; Ascomycota; Eurotiomycetes; Eurotiales; Aspergillaceae. Gene Ontology annotation, biological process: transmembrane transport. The record is from RefSeq and is a predicted model, not a curated record. The coding region runs from base 1 to 2280 and encodes 759 amino acids. The transcript has 10 exons.
AUGGAAGCCAACAAGGACACAGAUAUUAACCUGCUGGAGAGAAACAUUCGGGAAAAGGAAGAAGUUCAGGAUGAAAAUAAUACCGAUUCCGACAUAGAUUCACAGACCGAAAUCUUGCGGGCUGCUGGUAUAGGUAUAGCUAAAGAUGAUCCUACUGAGCCCGUCCUCACUCUACGUAUGUGGGUGAUAGGAAUUGCCUUUUGUGUCAUCGUUAGCGGGUUGAACACACUCUACACGCUCCGUGCACCUUCCUUGACAAUUUCCGGCUCGGUUGUCCUCUUGUUGGCUUAUCCCCUGGGAAAGCUUUGGGAGAAAAUCGUCCCGAACUGGACCGUUCCUCUAGGACGACUGGCAUUUGAGCUCAACCCGGGUCCUUUUAAUACAAAGGAACAUGUCUUGAUCUUUAUUAUGUCCAACCUCAGUAUCUACGUUCGUCUUGGCGCCGAUGUCCUGACAGAGCAGCAAAUGUUCUACGGUUACAAAGCAGGAUGGGGAUUCCAAAUUCUCAUUACUUUCUCCACAUUCCUCAUCGGGUUCUGUCUUGCUGGUCUAUUCCGGGCGAUUGUGGUCGUUCCCCAAGAGCUGAUCUGGCCUGGGGUGCUGGGUGUUACUGCGUUGACCACAACGCUGCAUCAUGUCAACCAGCAAAAAGUGCAAGUGACUUACAAUACUUGGAAAAUGUCCCGCUAUGCCUUCUUCGGUAUGGCAUUUUCCAUCUCGUUCUGCUGGUAUUGGUUCCCAGACUUCAUCUUCCCGGCGCUUAGCUAUUUCAGCUUCCCGUGUUGGAUCAAGCCUGAGAGCAAAGUAGUCAAUCAGAUCUUCGGAAUGAAUUCUGGAAUGGGGCUGUUGCCGCUUACAUUUGAUUGGAGCCAAAUAUCUUACGUCGGAUCACCCUUGCUCAUCCCAUCGUGGGCAGUUUUCAACGUCUUCGUUUCCCUGGUGUUCUGGAUUUGGAUUGUGGCUGUUGCUCUAUACUAUUCCAAUGUGUGGAACACAGGCUACCUGCCUUUCCAAAGCUCUCAAGUAUUCGACAAUACCGGGAAUAUUUAUAAAGUCAAAAAGAUUGUCAAUGCAGCCUCAGGCUACAAGCUCGAUGUUAAGAAGUACCUUGCUUAUUCCCCGGUCUAUAUGCCAGUGACCUACGCGUUGAACAUGUUUGGGCUCUCAUUUGCGACCCUGAGCGCUCUUCUUGUUUGGGUUGUCCUUGAAAAGCGUCAUGUCAUGGCCGAUGCUGCCAAAAGGGUGCCUCGGCUAGUCCUGGAGUCUUUUCCCGGUCGCUCUAGAGAGUACAGCGAGGACGAGCGGGGAGACCCAGAUGUGCCUUUGUGGUGGUACCUGGUUGCAUGCGUCUUAGCCUUAUUCAUGUCGAUGUUCGCCGUUGAGUGGUGGAACGUUGAACUGAGAUGGUACGGUGUUCUGCUGGCGUGUACUGUGGCACUGAUAUUUUAUCCUGCGUUGGCCCUGGUCUAUGCCACUUCUAACCUCAAGAUCAAUAUCGACAUCUUCUGCCGUAUCGUGGCCGGUUUCGUCUUUGAGGGCAAAGUCCUGGCCAAUAUCUGGUUCUUUGACAUCGGAUACAUCACAACCAUCAAGGGUCUUUACUUUGCCCAGGAUAUGAAACUCGCUUACUAUUGCCAUAUCCCGCAACGAAAACUGUUCUUGGUUCAAUGCGUGGGAAUGGUUAUCGGCACGCUCUCCUCGCUCGGUGUCCUCAAUUGGGCCCUGAAUCAUAUCACCGGCGUCUGCACUAGCGCUGCUGUUAACGGUUUCACUUGUCCUUACAGCAGAACCCACUUCAAUACUUCCUUGAUCUGGGGUGCAGUGGGUCCUCGUCGUUACUUCUCAAACCAAAUUGGCUAUUCCGCUUUGCUUUAUUUCUUCAUCGUCGGUGCCAUUCUACCCAUUCCCGUCUAUUAUAUGACCCGCCGAUACCCCAAGUCACUGUGGAGAAGGGUUCAUAUUCCCCUGUUCCUCGGUGGGCUCAAUUACUUGCCCCCUGCGACCGGAAUGAAUUACGGAAGCUGGGCAGUUGUUGGACUCACCUUUGGCUGGCUCAUUCGGAAGCGUCUGCAUAGCUGGUGGAGUAAGUAUAACUUUGUGCUGAGUUCUGCCAUGGACUCGUCAGUGGGAAUUGCUGGUGUCUUGAUUUUCUUGACAAUUUUCUUUACUGGAGCCAGCAACCAUUUCAAAUGGUGGGGAACAGAGGUUUACAAGAACACCUGCGACUGGAAAGGUUGUCCCGAUCUUUCUGUACCAAAGGGCCAUAAGUUCGGCGUGUAG